GGUUCUGCACUACCCAGGAUUCUCUGUCGGGAGAAACUUAUCACCACCCCGUCGAUGAAUCAAAAACGUGUGGAAGCUAUUCCAAGCUCGAACUUCCAAACUCAGUGCUUAGAGAUACUAGCAUGUCACGCUACUUCUCGAAUAUGUGAUGGGUAACCAGAUUGUCCCGACGGCUAUGGAUAUGAAGCAUUCUGAUCUGGCCCGGGACUGCAACCCUGACGUUUGGGAACAACGACCCAACCAGGUGGACAAGCCUUCGGGAUUGACAGCCGGUCCCAGUCUUCUCGGUCGACAGCCGAUCCCCAGUGAUCCGGGCGCUCAGGAACCAAACCUGCCCAUCACCAAUGCUUGCCCUUUGUUGCGUAAUAUGAUGUGCCUAAUGGACUCUGGUCCCUUCCGCCGCUCAAAAGAGGUCUCAGCAGGUGUCGCCCCGUCGACCUGCAGCAGUAGGAACUCUAGGGACGUUUACACGCUUCACCAGACUGAAACAGUCAACACUCCUCUCUUCACCUACUCAACCCUUUGUUCCCACAUCAUACGUGUCCCAACUCCACUCUUCUUCCCCCAGCACUCCACAUCAACGACUGUGAUACAACCAUCCGCCUCACCACCAUACUCGCGACAUCAUAUCCAAUGAGGAGAAGGCAUGAACCCGCGAGACACACCCAUGGCAUGAAACACACUGCGCAAGCGGCCACGCACAAGUGAACAUAUUGGUAUGACGACGCAACCGUCCGACUGCGGCCCAGAACUCCCUUCCCAUCAAGAACCUCGAAAGGACCAGAAACACAGUACAUUAACCUCGCUACCUAGGCAGUCCAUGCUCUCCAAAAAGUGGCAGUCGCCGAGCAGUACCGCCGGUUCUGCCAUGACUGAGCUUUCAUUCCCAUUCAGCCGGUCACUGCCACACGACCCCCUGAGAUCUCAUCUAUUCAAAACGCCCAUCAACAUCAAC
Molecule: messenger RNA, 955 nt
Organism: Parathielavia appendiculata
Lineage: Eukaryota; Fungi; Ascomycota; Sordariomycetes; Sordariales; Chaetomiaceae
Exons: 3
Coding region: 149-637 (162 amino acids)
Source: RefSeq, a predicted model, not a curated record